Molecule: messenger RNA, 699 nt
Organism: Xylona heveae TC161
Lineage: Eukaryota; Fungi; Ascomycota; Xylonomycetes; Xylonales; Xylonaceae
Product: Methylthioribulose-1-phosphate dehydratase
Exons: 6
Coding region: 1-699 (232 amino acids)
Cellular component (GO): cytoplasm
Molecular function (GO): methylthioribulose 1-phosphate dehydratase activity; metal ion binding
Source: RefSeq, a predicted model, not a curated record
AUGGCUGAACAGGCUGGGCAGAACGAUCAUCUCAUCAUCAGCCAUGAUUCCCAACACCCCGCGAACCUAAUCUGCGAACUGUGCCGAAAGUUUUACACCUUAGGAUGGGUUACUGGUACUGGAGGAGGCACCAGCAUUCGUAAAGAUGAUCACAUUUUCCUUGCCCCCUCGGGCGUCCAGAAGGAGCUCAUGCAACCCACUGAUCUCUUCGUUCUCGAUUACCCAACUCGAAAUUACCUCAGAAAACCCCAGCAGCUGAAGCCGUCUGCCUGCACCCCGCUGUUUUUGGCCGCCUUCGACCGAGGCGCUGGAUGCUGCAUCCACUCACACUCUCAAUGGGCCGUGCUAGUGACGCUUCUUGUCGAGAGAGACCUUGGCAAGGACGCAUGCUUUGAGAUCAGCAACAUUGAACAGAUCAAGGGAAUUGGCAAGGGUAGAGGCAAAGCCGGAAACCUGGGCUACUUUGAUACGCUGCGCAUUCCCAUUAUUGAGAACACUGCACACGAGGAGGAUCUCACUGAAAGCCUCGAGGCUGCCAUGGAGAAAUACCCUGAUGCAUUUGCCAUCCUCGUUCGGCGUCACGGAGUUUAUGUAUGGGGCGAUAAUGUGCACAAGGCCAAGACUCAGGCCGAAAGUUUGGAUUAUAUAUUCCAGCUUGCCGUGGAAAUGCACAAGCUGGGAUUGCCGUGGAAAGUAUAA